Molecule: messenger RNA, 3220 nt
Organism: Alnus glutinosa
Lineage: Eukaryota; Viridiplantae; Streptophyta; Magnoliopsida; Fagales; Betulaceae
Product: beta-galactosidase 5-like
Exons: 19
Coding region: 216-2774 (852 amino acids)
Biological process (GO): carbohydrate metabolic process
Cellular component (GO): cell wall; vacuole
Molecular function (GO): carbohydrate binding; beta-galactosidase activity
Source: RefSeq, a predicted model, not a curated record
UUGUUGUGAGCUGACAAUAUGAAAUUUAAAAUAGCAGGAAGCAGAGAAGUACAACGAUUGCCUCUGCUGCAGUCUGCAGAGUAGCAGUGAUAGUAGUAGAUCAGAAGCUCAGAGCUUCUCUCCAACUCUAGUCCCCACAAACAUUUCGCCGUUAAGGAGCUGCAUUUUCGAAUUUCCCUCCUCACUGUUGGAGAGAGAGAGGGGGAGAGAAAGACAUGGGAACUUGCUCGGUUUCCAAGCUCCUAAUCUUGCUCUUCACGGCCUUGUUUCUUGGUUCUGAGCUGAUCCAGUGCAGUGUCACCUACGAUAAGAAGGCUAUCAUCAUCAAUGGCCAAAGGAGAAUCCUCAUCUCCGGCUCCAUUCACUAUCCCAGAAGCACUCCUGAAAUGUGGGAGGACCUUAUUCAGAAGGCCAAAGAUGGAGGCUUGGAUGUCAUUGACACCUAUGUGUUUUGGAAUGCUCAUGAACCUUCUCGUGGCAAUUAUAAUUUUGAGGGGAGGUACGAUCUGGUGCGGUUCAUCAAGACAGUGCAGAAAGUAGGGCUCUAUGCUCAUCUCCGCAUUGGACCGUAUGUUUGUGCAGAGUGGAACUUCGGGGGAUUUCCUGUUUGGUUGAAGUAUGUUCCUGGUAUCAGCUUCAGAACAGACAAUGAGCCUUUCAAGGUGGCUAUGCAAGGUUUCACCCAGAAGAUUGUCCAGAUGAUGAAGAAUGAAAGACUAUUUGCAUCACAAGGCGGUCCCAUCAUCCUUUCUCAGAUUGAGAAUGAAUAUGGCCCGGAGAGUAAAGGAUUUGGAGCUGCUGGUCACACAUACAUAAAUUGGGCUGCAAAAAUGGCUGUUGGAUUGAAUACCGGAGUCCCAUGGGUGAUGUGCAAGGAAGACGAUGCUCCAGACCCUGUGAUAAACACAUGUAACGGUUUUUACUGUGAUGGUUUCUCUCCCAACAAGCCUUACAAGCCUACCAUGUGGACCGAGGCUUGGAGUGGCUGGUUCACAGAAUUUGGUGGCACACUUUAUCAGCGACCAGUUCAAGAUUUGGCAUUUUCAGUGGCUCGCUUCAUACAAAAGGGUGGCUCAUAUAUUAAUUACUACAUGUAUCAUGGAGGAACCAACUUUGGACGCACUGCUGGCGGUCCGUUUGUUACAACAAGUUAUGACUAUGAUGCUCCAAUUGAUGAAUAUGGUCUGAUCAGGCAACCUAAAUAUGGUCACUUGAAGGAGCUUCAUCGAGCUAUUAAGCUGUGUGAACAUUCUUUAGUUUCUUCAGAUCCUGUUGUUACGUCAUUAGGAACCUAUGAGCAGGCUCAUGUAUUCUCUUCAGGACCAGGACGGUGUGCAGCUUUCCUUGCAAACUACCACGCAAAAUCUGCUGCUAGGGUGAUAUUCAAUAACAUGCACUACAAUCUGCCUCCUUGGUCAAUUAGCAUCCUUCCUGACUGCAGAAACGUUGUAUUUAACACUGCUAGGGUGGGAAUUCAAACUUCACAGAUGCAAAUGUUGCCUACCGAUUCCCAAUUGUUCUCGUGGGAGACCUACAAUGAAGAUAUUUCUUCUCUGGAUGAUCGUUCAACAAUGACAGUUGGACUCUUGGAGCAAAUAAAUGUUACCAGAGAUACUACUGACUAUCUAUGGUACAUGACCAGUGUUGACAUUAAUCCAUUGGAAUCAUUUCUGCGAGGAGGACAAAAGCCCACUCUUAGUGUGCAGUCAACCGGCCAUGGUGUUCACAUCUUCAUCAAUGGGCAAUAUUCAGGGUCUGCCUUUGGAACCAGGGAGCAGCGGCAAUUCACAUUUACUGGACCAGUCAACCUGCAUGCCGGAACAAACAGAAUUGCACUACUCAGUAUAGCUGUGGGAUUACCGAACGUUGGAUUCCGUUAUGAGACAUGGAAGACGGGAAUCCUUGGUCCAGUUUUGCUCAAUGGCCUUGACAAGGGAAUAAAAGACGUAUCAUGGCAGAAAUGGUCCUACCAGGUUGGCCUAAAAGGAGAGGCGAUGAAUUUGGUCUCUCCUAAUGGAGCCUCAUCUGUUGAUUGGAUCCGAGUAUCUGCAGCUACUCAAAGCCAGCGUCCUUUGACAUGGUAUAAGGCUUAUAUCAAUGCACCUAUAGGAGAUGAGCCAUUGGCUUUAGACAUGCGGAGUAUGGGAAAGGGUCAAGUGUGGAUCAAUGGACAGAGCAUAGGAAGAUAUUGGAUGGCCUAUGCAAAGGGCAGUUGCAAUACUUGUAGCUACUCUGGGACAUUCAGGCCUGGAAAGUGCCAAUUUGGUUGUGGGCAACCAACCCAAAGAUGGUAUCAUGUUCCAAGGUCCUGGUUAACGCCAACAAGAAAUUUGUUGGUAGUUUUUGAGGAACUUGGUGGGGAUGUAUCAAAGAUUUCUCUUGUGCGGAGAUCCGUGAAAAGUGUUUGUGCUGAUGCAUAUGAGAACCACCCGACAGUUGCGAACUUCAGUGUUGAGGGCCAUGGUGAAUCAAAUAUACUUCAGCAGUCCAACGUUCAUCUGCGGUGUGCAGCAGGGCAGUCAAUAUCAACUAUUGAGUUUGCAAGUUUCGGAACUCCUUCCGGAACUUGUGGAAGUUUCCAAAAGGGAACUUGCCAUGCACCAAACUCUCUUGAAGUUGUAGAGAAGAAAUGCAUUGGGCGGGAGAGCUGCUUGGUUACCAUAUCAAACACUAACUUUGGGACGGAUCCAUGUCCUAACAUGUUGAAGCGAUUAUCAGUUGAAGCUACUUGUUCUUCAGCGGGUACAACCACCCAAACCAACUCAAGGAAAUGAGACACUGUAAAAGGAGGUAGAAACUUCCGGAUGUAAUCAUCAUUAACUGCAUGUGAUGGCAUGGUGUGAACUGUAUGUGAAGCAAGUGAUGAAAAGAAAGAACGAAAGAACAUUCAGCAUCGUCAAUAGAUUGCUCGUCGUCAAGUUUUAGAACGUGUAGUUAAGGGUAUCUCAUCUAGGCAAUUACAAUGUUCUCCUUUCCUGGAAAAUAUGCUUCUGCAAGUGAUUUCUAGUGGAUGGCAAGUGCUCUUUGCUUGAAGGUUCAAUAAGGGGUUGAGCUCCAAAAAUGAUUCAAUAUAAAAAUUACUGAAGGGCUGAAGAAAGAACUAGUUAAGCACAGGUGGCACUGCUUAAUGGGAAAAUAGGUGCUUGUAGAGUUAUAAUUGUGUAAAGAUUGAACUGAAGCUACAUUCUAAAUUACCGUCAUUGCCGUAUUGACGUGUUCA